Molecule: messenger RNA, 1470 nt
Organism: Danaus plexippus (monarch butterfly)
Lineage: Eukaryota; Metazoa; Arthropoda; Insecta; Lepidoptera; Nymphalidae
Product: gustatory receptor for sugar taste 64f-like
Exons: 9
Coding region: 79-1314 (411 amino acids)
Biological process (GO): detection of chemical stimulus involved in sensory perception of taste; sensory perception of chemical stimulus
Cellular component (GO): membrane
Molecular function (GO): taste receptor activity
Source: RefSeq, a predicted model, not a curated record
UGUUUUAACUCCGUUAUUGAAUGAAAAGUAUAUAUUCGGCGUAACUUUAAAAUAUUGCCAGAAAUUGAAACCUUUAACAUGUCAAUAAACAGGGAGACCAGCACCGAUCUAAGACUUCCACAACAAACUUUUGAUGACGACUUCAUACUUACAAUUUCUAAAGUGUUCAGUGGGGUGAGGUGGAUAGGAAUAGUUGGAGCCAGUCGAAUUAAAUGGAAACUCUAUGCGCUUACCCUAUUUUGUCUUUUCCUCGCUAUUGAAGGUCAAGCUUCUAAGAAAGUGAUGAGGGCACUGGCUGGAGUGGCUGUUGAUAUAUCGGGACACAGAAGUGUUGCCGCGAGACUAGCAGGUUUAAUGUUUUACACUGCUGUACUAUUAGGAUUUAUUCAAAGUAAUCGAAUUUCUAAUUCUUGGAAUGACAUAUCUGUGUACUGGGCUUCCGUAGAAUGGUCACAAAAUAUACCAAAUAUGUCACGUGACAAAACAUUAAGGAAGAGGAUGUAUAGAGUUACUCUUGUUAUAAUAAUGAGCGGGUCAGUUGUAUAUUUCUUAGAUGCAUUGCAAGCCAUUAAUUUUCAGUGUAAAUUACCAUUUUGUUUAAAACAAAUUAUUCUCAAAACUCAUGGAUUCCUGCUCCGUGAAUCAGAAUAUUCUGAUUGGGUUGGAAUCCUCACUCUAUUCAUGAGUGUGAUUGCAAACAUUAUCUGGAUCUUUCAAGAUUUGCUAAUUAUUCUGUUCAGCAUGGGCUUAUCCUCUAGAUACCGCAGAUUGAACGAGUGCGUCGAGGUCAUGGUUGCAGAAAAUAAUAGGAAUAAAAACUGGAGUAAGGAUCAAGAUAUUUUACAAAUAUACGCAUGGAGGAAGAUAAGGGAAGCAUAUAUAAAACAGGCGAUUUUGGUACGUCGCGUUGACAACACCUUGGGUGGUCUCGUUCUUGUCUACAACUUUUUUAAUUUUUAUUUUAUUUGCCUGCAACUAUUUUACGGAAUCAUCCAAGGAAUAUCGAACGAUGGAACUAAAAAUUAUUUUUUCUUGAUUGAUCUCGUUUGGGUGGCUGGUCGGACAAUUUACACGAUUCUAUCAGCUGCUGACGUGAAUAAGUAUUCUACUAUGGCUCUACCAUAUUUAUUUAAUUGUCAAAAUAAUGGGUACAACAUCGAGGUACAAAGGCUUCAAAAACAGCUCAUUAAGAAUUACGUUGCUCUAACCGGCAUGGGAUUCUAUAAUAUAAAUAGAAGUGUCGUUUUACAGAUGAUGGGAACUAUUGUGACAUAUGUACUGGUGCUUGUCCAAUACGAUGCCUCUGAAGGAUAAAAUGCUAAAAAAAUACUAAAGAAUAAAUUACUUACCAUGCUAAUACAAAUCUCGAAAAAGUAUAAAAAUAAUUGUCGAUGUCAUAAUUAUUAGACAUCAAUGUAAUUAAUUAAAGAAAAAUUAAAAUCAGAUUGUAAUUAUAUGAUUCUAUAUAAA